Messenger RNA from Capsella rubella, 783 nucleotides. RefSeq names its product dihydroneopterin aldolase 1. The coding region runs from base 85 to 501 and encodes 138 amino acids. The transcript is spliced from 3 exons. Gene Ontology annotation, biological process: folic acid-containing compound metabolic process. Gene Ontology annotation, cellular component: cytoplasm. Gene Ontology annotation, molecular function: dihydroneopterin aldolase activity. Lineage: Eukaryota; Viridiplantae; Streptophyta; Magnoliopsida; Brassicales; Brassicaceae. The record is from RefSeq and is a predicted model, not a curated record.
CUCUCCAGUCUGAUCUCCUCCGAUUUCUCUCCAUCUCUCAAUCUAGAAGUAAAAUCCAAAAAUUCUAUUGCCGCGAACUGAGGGAUGGAUACGACGGCUCCGGCGACGUUAGCACGGCCAGAGUCACUGCUUGGAGACAAACUGGUACUAAAAGGGUUGAAAUUUUACGGUUUCCAUGGAGCCAUUCCUGAAGAAAGGACACUGGGGCAGAUGUUUCUUGUUGACAUUGAUGCGUGGACGAGUCUGAAGAAGGCCGGUGAAUCAGACAACUUAGCAGAUACAAUCAGCUAUGUCGACAUUUUCAACAUAGCUAAGGAAGCUGUUGAAGGGUCACCAAGAAACCUUCUGGAGGCAGUCGCGGAACACAUUGCCUCCAAAACGCUUGAACUAUUUCCUCAGAUAAACGCUGUUCGGGUAAAGCUCUCGAAGCCAAAUGUUGCUCUUAUUAAGAGCACUAUUGAUUACUUAGGGGUCGAGAUUUUCAGACAGCGAAGGCACUAGUUCAAGGAACUGAACAACCCUCACAACUUGUGUCGUUGAUCAACUUUGUCGGAACACCAAGUUUAUUAUAUCCAUGUAUUUUUCAUUAUGUAUCAUCUUUAUAUGUCUCAAAAGCUUUGGACUGUCAUGUGCUGAUUUAUAUCUUAUUUUCUUAAUACUCUUUCGGAAUCAUUAUUUCUCUUAAACGAAUUUUCAAUGGCUAGCUGAAACUUGAGAGAUUGUAAAGCUAAGUUUUGAGACUUCAUAUAGAUGAGGAGAUGAAUAAAGUCGUCUUUGGCUAAA